Molecule: messenger RNA, 1941 nt
Organism: Leguminivora glycinivorella
Lineage: Eukaryota; Metazoa; Arthropoda; Insecta; Lepidoptera; Tortricidae
Gene: Ids
Product: iduronate 2-sulfatase
Exons: 3
Coding region: 110-1474 (454 amino acids)
Molecular function (GO): iduronate-2-sulfatase activity
Source: RefSeq, a predicted model, not a curated record
UAGUUAUUAAUUCAAGUAUUACGAUCCUAUACUAAAUUAUUUUUUUGCAGCUAACUUUAAAGCUUCAUCUAAUGAAGCUUGACUGAUAAUCAGUUAAUUAUUAGUACCAAUGAUACCUUACCCAUUUCGUAUUUCUUUUUCAAUUCACAGCAAGCUCUGCGCUCCGAGUAGAAAUUCGAUGUUAACGGGGCGCCGUCCUGAUUCGUUGCGUCUGUACGAUUUCUAUUCAUACUGGCGAGACAGCGUUGGAAACUUUACUACGCUACCCCAAUUUUUUAAACAAAAUGGCUACGACACGUACUCUGUUGGAAAAAUAUUUCACCCAGGCGCCAGUUCUAAUUUUUCUGAUGACUUCCCAUAUAGCUGGACAGAACUACCAUACCAUCCUACAACUGAUAAAUAUAAAGACGCCGCCGUAUGCAAAGAUAAAAUAACACAUAAACUGCAAAAAAAUCUUAUAUGUCCAGUUGAUGUUAAUAACCAACCUGGUCAUACUCUGCCGGAUUUACAAACUUUGGAUUACGCCGUAAAUAUAUUACAGGAACGAAGGAACAAUAGUCGUCCAUUCUUGCUAGCUGUGGGAUUUCAUAAGCCACAUAUACCUUUAAAAUUUCCACAGGAAUAUUUAGAAAGAGUACCAAUAGACAAAAUACUCCCGCCCAAACAUCCAAACCUACCAAAGGCCAUGCCAACCGUCGCGUGGCAUCCAUGGACCGACGUCCGACAAAGAGACGACAUAGCCCGACUCAACAUAUCUUUUCCCUUCGGCACAAUGCCGCUUGAGUGGACGUUGGAUAUAAAACAGAGUUACUAUGCCGCUGCGACUUAUGUGGACGAUUUAAUUGGAUCUCUUCUAAUACGACACGUCGAUUUGAAGAACACGGUCGUGGUUCUAACUAGUGAUCAUGGCUGGUCAUUAGGAGAAAACGGCCUCUGGGCUAAAUACAGUAACUUCGAUGUGGCAUUGAAGGUCCCCUUGAUUUUCCUUAUACCCGGAGUGAGACCUAACACCAUUAAUUUUCCUGUUGAGCUAAUAGAUGUUUUCCCAACUCUAGCCGAAAUUACUGGAUUGGGUAAUGAUAUCCCUCAAUGCACUAAAAAGCAUGAAACUUUAUGUUUCGAAGGCAAAAGCCUGCUGAGUUUGAUAACACAAACUGAAAAUGACAUCGAUGAAGAAUAUUAUGCAAUUAGUCAGUAUCCACGACCAAGCGUAUAUCCAAUGAAAGACUCGGACAAACCAAAACUAAGAAAUAUAAAAAUAAUGGGAUAUAGUAUAAGAACAAAUGACUAUCGAUAUACGGAAUGGGUGGCGUUUAAUAAUACGCUUUUUACAAAAGACUGGAAUAAAUUGUAUGGGUUGGAACUUUAUGAUCAUAUGACAGAUCCAUAUGAAGCACACAACGUUGCUACUAAGCAUAAGUAUCGCCAGAUUAGGAAACGUUUAUCUAAAUUACUAAGGGAAUCUGUAGGUUAAGACGAAAGAAUUAUGAUUAUGAUCUCAUAGCCCUCGAGAGAUCUCAUAGCCAUAGUUGCAUGGAUGUCUAUGUACUAUAUACCUACACUAGUUAUUAAUAAAUGGUCAGCAGUAAAGAUGCACCUUGUAGCCUUAGGUACCUACAGUCACCACAAGGGAAUUUUGAGCCACUUGUAACGUAAGAUACAUAUUUUGACUGCAAACUUUUCAUAACACCAUACUGUAUAGCAAAAUAGAGUAGAAACAAAUGGGGGCGCCACCGUCUAUGUAAAACGUUUUGCAUGUGGCAAAUAUAAUACGUAGGUACUUUUGUACGAGAACAUUAAGUGUUGCUAUGAUAAAAAAAAUAUUUCUACUCUAUUUUGCCAGGCUGUAAAUAAACAUAAGUAACUAGAUACAUAUAAUAUACAUAUGUAAAUUGCAUUGAAUUUAUUACGAUAUGAAUAAAUAUAUUAUGCAAUAAAUUA